AUGGGUCCCAUCAUCCAGCUCCUCAUCCUUGCCCUCUUCGCCCUUACUACUGGCGCCGCAUCUGUUGCCCGUCAGAUGAUCAACUACGGUCAGCCUGACGUGGUUGGCUACGCCAAUUUCUCCAACUACUGCACGUAUCCGAUGUACAUCGCUCAGAACGGCACUUCCGAGGCGACUUUUGAUGGCGACUGCUCCUCCAAGGUGGGUGGAGCCAACAACCCAGGAGCUCAGCUGGCCAAUUCCCAGCUCAAUUUCAACGACUGCUUUAUGAACUCGGAUGGAAAGUUCAUGCCUUCAAAGGGCUUAACGGGCGACAUGAUCACCGGCGACAUCUUCGACAUCAAUGACUACAUCGGCGUUACUUGGUCAGAGGAGCACCAGAACAAUUUGUUGGUCUGCGCCUCGCCCACGGGAGACACCGUUGCCACGUACCAGGGAUGCACCAAGAGCGGCGUCACCCGGCCCGAUCCAUUGCACAAGCAGAAGUGCCUCUAA
Diaporthe citri is the source of this 495-nucleotide messenger RNA. RefSeq lists its product as uncharacterized. The record is from RefSeq and is a predicted model, not a curated record. The coding region runs from base 1 to 495 and encodes 164 amino acids. The transcript is spliced from 4 exons. NCBI's taxonomy places the organism in Eukaryota, Fungi, Ascomycota, Sordariomycetes, Diaporthales, Diaporthaceae.